AUGAAAACUGCCACGAGCUCCUUAUCAGCAUUUGGAGAUUCUUCCAUUCAGACAUCUUCAAAGUCCAGAAUCCGGCAGGGCUGUCAUAGUGCUGGCCCAAAUGUAUCUGGUGAUCAUAUUAAUUUGGUGAGCUCAUCAAUGCCAUCAUUUCCUAUUCUCCAACGUUCUUCUGAAGAGAAAAUUCUUUACUCAGACAGGUUGACCCUAGAAAGAAGUAUGUGGUAUUGCAUCUUUAAAAUUAUAAUAAAUCAAAGGGAGAUAUAUUAUUGUUUAAGAUGUGUAUUAUUAGGGCGGGACAGAAUCAAGAAAAUCUCAAAUCUGGAAAAUCUAAAAAGCUUAGAUGUCUUGGACCUUCAUGGAAAUCAGAGAGAUGUGGAUAAUUUGCCCUGCCUCCAACGUCUGUUUCUCAGCUUCAACAAUAUAUCUAGUUUUGACAAUGUUUCCUGCCUUUCUGACUCUACUUCCCUCUCAGACAUCACCUUUGAUGGCAAUCCAAUAGCUCAAGAGUCAUGGUACAAACACACGGUCCUUCAGAAUAUGAUGCAGCUGCGCCAGCUAGAUAUGAAGAGAAUCACAGAGAAGAAAAGGUUAACAAUUAACAACGUAGCUCGAAAGGAAGAAGAAAAUAAAGAGAAAAAACAUAAAUUAACUUUUUCACAGGAGAAGAAAAGGUUAACAAUUAACAACGUAGCUCGAAAGUGGGACUUGCAGCAACGAGUAGCCAAUAUUGCCACAACUCAAGAUAGAAAAGAUUCUGACUCUCCUUCUCAGGACCCCUGUCAGAUUGACGGAAGCACCAUCUCUGCGUCUCCCGAGGAAACGGGGUCUCUAGACUCAGGACUCACCAGUGCUUUACAAGGUUUAUCUGUUAUAGACUCACACCUUGUUGAAGUGGAUGGGGAUACACUCGCCCUGUAUGGCUCAGGAGCACUGGAAUCUCUGGAUCGGAACUGGAGCGCUCAAACAGCAGGAAUGGUCACCACAGUCUCCUUCACUUUCAUAGAAUUUGAUGAAAUCGUCCAAGUGCUUCCCAAAUUGAAGAUUAAGUUUCCUAAUUCUCUGGUGACGCAGAAUGACAUGAUAAUGGCUGAAAGGCUCUUUGGAAUCCUAGCACAUGUAGCAUCUUCUGAGUUACCCCAGUACCGUCUGAUUUCAAUUCUGGGUGAUGCCAGGAAAAAGCAGUUCCGGUAUCUGCUAGAAACCAAAGGAAAAAAACCUGGUAUUGUCAAUGAAGAAAAUAAUGACAGCAAAAGGCUUGUAGGAGAAAACACAAAUCGUGCUACACUAAAUUAUACUACAAGAGACUUUUAUAAUGAAAAGCUAGAGGAAAUAAAGGAAAAAAAGAAAUUCUGCAAGAUGUAUAUAGAGGACCUUGUGAAGGAAGCCACAGAAAUCAACAUGAAAAAUGAGGCUUUGCAGAAGCUUUGGCCACAGAUGUUCAUUGAGCUUGUUAGGGAUGCAGUCAUAGAAAUCCGCAAUAAAAAUUCCUAUAUGAAGCUGUGCCUACAGCAGAUAACUGACCAAAAAUAA
Propithecus coquereli (Coquerel's sifaka) is the source of this 1530-nucleotide messenger RNA. RefSeq names its product leucine rich repeat containing 49 (gene LRRC49). The coding region runs from base 1 to 1530 and encodes 509 amino acids. The transcript has 14 exons. The record is from RefSeq and is a predicted model, not a curated record. Lineage: Eukaryota; Metazoa; Chordata; Mammalia; Primates; Indriidae. Gene Ontology annotation, molecular function: protein binding.